ACGCGGCAUUUCAGCAGCCGUAAAAAAUGCCACAGGCAGCAAAGAUCGUUCUCCUGCUGUUAUUUGGACAAUAUGUCUACUCUCAGGAGAAGGAAUGUAUAAAAUCAUCAGUGGUGUCUUGUAAAGACUGCAUAAAUUCUGGACCAGGAUGUGCUUGGUGUCAGGAAUUGAAUUUCACAAAGACUGGGGAGCCAGAAGCAGUACGAUGUGAUACAGAGGAAAAGCUUAAAGAAAAAGGUUGCUCACAACAAAAGAUAAUCAGCCCAACCAGUCACUUGGAAAAUGUUGCGAACAAACCACUGUCAGGGUCAGACAGGACGAAAAACCCAGUUCAGGUGCAGCCACAAGAAAUUAAACUCAAUUUACGACCAGGUCAAGCCUUCACGUUCAAUCUCCAAUUUAAAAGGGCAGUGGGUUACCCUGUUGAUCUGUACUAUCUGAUGGAUUUGUCAUACUCAAUGGAGGAUGACUUGACGAAUGUGAAAGAUUUGGGAAUACAAAUACUUAAACGCCUGCAGCAAAUCACUGGAAAUGCAAGGAUAGGCUUUGGCUCAUUUGUUGAUAAAACACUUCUUCCGUUCACUGACACAACCGAAGAGAAGUUAAAAAAGCCCUGUCCAGCCAAAGCAAAACAAUGUCAGCCAGCAUUUGGCUAUCAUCAUGUCCUCAGCCUGACACAGAAUGAGACACUUUUCAGUACAAUGGUGUCUGGACAGGAAAUAUCUGGCAACUUGGACACACCAGAGGGAGGCCUGGAUGCCAUCAUGCAAGUCGCCACCUGUGUGAAUAAGAUCGGCUGGGGAAACAGCACGCGGCUGCUGGUGCUUGCCACUGAUGCUGGUUUCCACAUGGCAGGUGAUGGGAAACUUGCCGGCAUCCUCGAACCCAACCAAGAGACUUGUCAGCUGGAUAAUAAAAACAUCUACAGCAUGAGCAACAAUUGGGAUUACCCAUCUGUUGGUCAGAUAGCCAGGAAGUUGGAAGAGGAAAACAUACAGCCUAUUUUUGCUGUAACUGAAGAUGUGUCACACAUAUACCAAGAGCUGAGUAAACUGAUUCCUAAAUCGGAAGUUGGAGUACUGAGUUCAGAUUCAAGCAAUGUGGUAAAACUAAUUGUGGAUGCAUACAACAAACUCUCCUCUAAUAUAAUUGUGACCCAUGAUGGACUCCCAGAAGACAUAUCAGUAACAUUCACAUCUAAUUGUCCGGGAGGAGAGAAGCCUAGUGAUAGGGGGACAUGCAACAAUGUCGCCAUUGGACAAGUGGUGACUUUCAGUGUAACUGUAAAGGCAGCAAAAUGCCUAGAUAAAGCAUACUUUCAAAUUGGUCCACUGGGAUUCAGUGAAAAACUGAAGGUUAACAUUAAGACACGAUGUGAGUGUGAGUGCGACAACCAGCCUGGUGUACAGCUGUACUGUAAUCAACAUGGCACAAUUGUCUGUGGCACAUGCAGCUGCGUCCCUGGCUUCCUGGGACAGCGGUGUGAGUGCAGCUUGGGUCAGAAAGAUGAGGCUACUCUAAAGGCUCAAUGCCGCAAAGACAAUGGGACAGAGUGUGAGGGCCGUGGAGACUGCGAGUGUGGAGUGUGCAAGUGCCACCAAACCGAGGGGGGCAAAUCCUACUAUGGUCCUCACUGUGAAUGCGAUGAUGAACACUGCGAAAAGUACCAAAACAAACUGUGUGGAGGUAAUGGGGACUGCAGAUGUGGAGUAUGCAAAUGCAACGAAGGCUAUGAAGGAACAGCCUGUCAGUGCAAGAAAUCUAAUGAAUUUUGCGAGACGGGAAAAACCAUAUGUCAUGGACGUGGCAAGUGUGUGUGCAACCAGUGUGUUUGCGAGAGGCGAUACAAGGGAAUCACAUGUGAGACGUGUCCCACUUGUGAAUUACCAUGCCAAGAGUCGGGGAGUUGUGUUGAAUGCAAGGCAUUUGGGACGGGACCAUUUGAGAAGACAUGCAACGCGUCCUGCUACCACCUUGACGUUGAAGUAGUUGAAAAACUGGCAAAAAGGGAGUGCCAAGUGAAGGACAACGAGGGCUGCCGGAUGAUCUUCUCAAUGACUGAGCAAGAUGGAUUUGACAAAUAUAUUGUGAAAGUCCUUAAAGACAGAGAAUGUCCCGAGGGGCCAAAUGUUGCACUCAUCGUGGGUGGGUCUCUGGCUGGUGUGGCACUGAUUGGACUUCUACUCCUCAUCCUCAUUAAGGCACUAUUCUAUUUCAAAGACCUCAAAGAGUGGAAGAAGUUUGAAAAGGAAGCACAACGCCGUCAGUGGGCAAAAGGUGAAAAUCCAUUAUUCCAAAAGGCAACAACAACUGUUGCAAAUCCAGCAUUUACUGGAGACUCUUAAGGUAGUAGUAGAUCAGUAGUGGAGGAAAACUGAGUUAUUUAAAAUAAAUCCACUAUAAAUGCAUUACACAUUUAUAAUCCAGCACUCAAGCAUGCUCUUCCAGUCCACAUUUUUGCAUCAUCCUCUGUGCUGGUUAAUUAACAUUGUAACUUGAACAUCUGAGCACAGUAAUCAGUGUUCUGUAGCCCAUGAUUGCUUCUGAGGGACUUGGAUUGGGAUCCUUGGAGAAUUGAUUUGUGGCUGUGAAAUUGUAUUUUGCUUACCUCUUAUUCAAUGGUUUAAUGUUUUAAUGUGCCUUUCUAAACCGGUUCCAACGCUUUAACGUUCUAAUGUGCUUUGCUAAAUUGCUGUUCAGCAUCAGUUCCUUGUAUAUAAUUAUCUGUUGUGGCUUUUGUGUAUGAUCAUUUGUAUGUACUAGUAAUGUGUGUAUAAAGCACAUUUAAAAUCUAAAUGAAAUGUCCUACUUAAAA
Molecule: messenger RNA, 2815 nt
Organism: Ictalurus punctatus (channel catfish)
Lineage: Eukaryota; Metazoa; Chordata; Actinopteri; Siluriformes; Ictaluridae
Gene: itgb2
Product: integrin, beta 2
Biological process (GO): cell adhesion mediated by integrin; integrin-mediated signaling pathway; cell-matrix adhesion
Cellular component (GO): cell surface; integrin complex; focal adhesion
Molecular function (GO): amyloid-beta binding; integrin binding
Source: RefSeq, marked provisional